ACGAAUGUUGGUGCAACAGGUUUUUGACACAGUAUUUACUUCCCGGACUCUGCUUCACUUAACCUACAUUUUUAAGUAAAACGUUGGUGCUUAUUGACACUUACAAAGUCCAGAAAAGAGGAAUAUCAAAUCUUUGACACAGUACGGAACAAUCUGAUGUGUUUUGAUCGACGAAAUUUAGUGCCAUCAAGAUGCCUGUACUGUAUGCAACUGUAGCAAGGGGCACAACCGUGCUGGUCAAUCAUGCAGCUUGUCAGGGUAACUUCAUGGAGGUCACAGACCAGAUCCUUCCCAAGGUUCCUCCACAGAACACCAAGCUGACCUACUCACAUGACAAUUACCUGUUCCACUACAUCUCAGAGGAUAAGAUUGUCUACUUGUGCAUCACAGAUGAUGAAUUUGAAAGAUCCAGAGCCUUCAUGUUCCUAGGUGAUAUUAAAAGAAAGUUUCAAAUGACGUACGGGUCCCGAGCCCACACAGCACUUCCAUAUGCAAUGAACAGCGAGUUUUCCCCAGUUCUAGCCAACCAAAUGAGGUACUAUUCAGAAGAGACCCCUAUCGAUAGACUUGGCAGCGUGCAAGCCGACAUGGAAGACCUGAACCGCAUCAUGGUCAGAAACAUCGAAUCACUGUCCAAUAGAGGAGAAAGGUUAGAGCUGUUGAUUGACAAGACAGAAGAUUUGGAAACCACGUCUCUCACGUUCAGGAAGAGCAGUAAAACACUGGCCCGGUCCAUGUGCAUCAAGAACGUCAAAUUGAUCGUUAUUUUGGUUGUCAUUAUAACUCUUAUUAUCUACUUCAUCAUUUCGGCCGCAUGCGGAGGACUGAGUUGGCCACGCUGUGUCCAGCACUGAACAAUACCAGCCACGUCUCAUGAUCAGUGUGACUGUCUCACUCAAUACUGACUGCUCCAAAAUAGUACUGUGGACAGCACAUUACACAGUAUGGUGCGCUGAAGCAAAACAGGCCACAUCCCUCAUGAAUAAUGCGUGCAGUCUCAUUUGGCAUAUUUAAUCACACCACACACCAAGACGGGAUUUUUUUCAGAACAAAACUUAGCACGUCAACGCUCAAGCUUAGUGUUGGACGUAAUAGAUGCUUGGCAAGAGGGUACGUUCACUGUGCUUAAUUGUACAUGAGUGCAGUUAAUGAGACAACUAGACAAGUAGAAUUCUGAAUUCUCUGACGAUGUAUCAACCACCUUGAAAGAUGUCCAAAAGUUUGGAUAUGAUGCCAGCAUGUCGGAGAUGAAGGAAAUCACAAGAGCCUUUUCAAGGACACAAGACAUGGCCACUGAUUCCCCAGUCUCGGGUUUCAUCCCAUCAGACCAUGCCAGUGACUUCAGAUCAUGCAGAGAACGGGCCAAUUUCCAAGCCAACAACAUUCAAGCAAGCGGAUGUCUCCUGUCUUGCUUUAGCAGAUAGUGAAAUGUGGCCAAAGCUGUACAUUGCAGAAAAUUAUAGAUUUGAGGUCUGUGUGGCUUCAUCUGCACGGCAGAAAAACAGUGUGAUGGAUUGGUCGUUUCCGAAACGGGCUUCCAGAGCUACGGCUAGGUCUAUUGUCUAUGCGUCUCCGGGCAUUUGUAAUGGAGCGAAGACCUAGACCUAGCUCUAGACAAGAGAUUCAGAUGCAGCCAUUGAUUGUCAGUGUUUGUGUCGUAUCAGCUACAUGUUUUGCCCACACUGCCUUUCUCUACAAACAGCUCCGAGCACUCUUGUCAAACAUGUGAAAAGGUAAUGUGGAGGGAGAUUGGUAGAAAACAGUACCAUUUUAUAUUGAAUUUGGAAACCAAUCUAAGUUUAAAACCUUUUGACCCAUGUGAUCUUUACAAAAUGAAAUGUGCAAAUUAAGUUCAACUACAUGUAUCUACUGUGUGUACUUCAGUUAAUGAGAAUACUUUCUAGUUAAAUUUGUGCUAAUUCUAGUUUAUUCAGAUGAAAUGGAUUAAAAGGGUACAAAUAAGGUGGAAAUUGGCCUAUGUUUUGCAGUGUACCAGAAAUCUACCGUAUUUUGUUGCUAUUUAGAUAAUUUUUUGUAUGCACCACGAGAAACAAGAUUCAACCUCGGGUCCCAUAAUUAAAAGUAAAAGUAUGAGUCAUUCUGCACCAGAAAGGACAAAGAAUUAUGAUCAAGCUGAAGUCAGCUGAGGCAAGUAUCAUUGUACACAGGCAAGGCAAAACUUCGUGUGCAGAUGCCAUGUGGUAUUUACACUCGACUGUCUGUGGUUUGAAACAUUUCCAGUGAUGUAUUUUUGGGAGUCUAUACCACAGAACGGCCGCAUACUUCACAGCAUUCCAGCAGCUGAAAUUGUAAAUAAUUGCUAGUGAGAUUACCAUGUGCAGUAAAUUAAACAGAGGCGUAGUUGGCUUGGUAAUUGAGCAGUCCCACGCACCUGCUUGCGUCAAAAAGGACAUAGACGAAUAGUGCAUUAUUCCAUUUUUGUUGGAAACGCACUAGGAAUAAUGUGGUUGAUUCCAAUAGUGGAUUGAAACCAACCAACAGGGUGCUCAAUGUUAACACAUUGUUUAAUUUGAUAUGAUUAAAAAAAGGCAGGCUUGCUGAACUUGUCCAUUGUCGACUGGAAUUCAGCAUGCUUUUUUUUCUUUUUUUACAAAUUUUUUGUUAUUCUCCGUCAUUGAGGGAAUUUAAAUGAGGGCAAACAUUUUGAGAAAUGUAAAAUACAAAGAAUUGCUGCAAACUGCUUUUGUGGCAGCAGUGACUUCCAAUAAAUGAUUCAACAUAGCAGGGCUCGUGUUUCAAUCCUAGCAGAAUGGCAAAGGCAAACUUUUCCCCACAUAUUUGCACCUGUUCAGAAUUGACGAGAGAGAGAAAAGGGGUGUCCUGAACAGAGCAUACCCACACUGUGUAUCAAACAAGCUGUGUAAUACCUGUGUGUCGCCCAAUACACGGUAGUUUUAUGUGCACAUAGUGCAUGACACUUGGAACUUUUGUAUACACGUGGGCCAAUGGGAAACAUUCCUGCUUGCCUUUGCCAGAACUGCAAGUUUGCCCAGCUGAUGUAUUAAACCACUGUUGGGUUUGAACACGUUGACUGCCUCAUAGUCAGGUGUACUGAAUUCUGCCAGUACGAGUAUACUCAUAGGAAAUGAUAGGCUAUUGUAAUGUGAGUUGAGUACACUGGCAUCACUGACAAACACAACAAAUACACUGCUGGCAGUGUGAGGACAUACAUGUGUAAAAUAUCCAAGUUCAAACAGACACCUGAAAGGUACCUACUAAAUAUGCACGUAUGUGUACAGCACUUGGCAAAUGGGAACGCCCAUUCGAGAUUGUGCGAGGCAGUCAACGUGUUAACCAACACAAAAUAUAUGGUUCAUUUAAAUCCACUUUAUAAGCCAUCUAUAUGUAACUAAUAUAUUAACAUUUCCUUUUUAUUUGUUGAUUAUCCUUUUGCUAGCUGUACAUCAUUUAUAGCUGCAAAGUUUAUUCCCGCAUAUAUUACGUUUCAAAAACAUUUUCACUCGAAACAAUUUCACUUGGCAUUUUAUUUUGAAUUUUGUACAGUAUAAUGAAUGGUAAUUGGUACUGGGAGCCAAGGAAAAAAGAGUUACAGGGCUUAAAAUGUUUAUUUUUCUAUUCAUGUCGUGGGAAGGUCUUUGAAUCGUAAUAUAUGAUAGCAUGUAAGAAUUUGUAUUGCAUGUACAAUUUUGUAUUUGUUACCUAACAUGUUGCAUAGCGGCAAAAUCGGUUGCCACAGUACAAGUCUUUUGUAACCGUAAAAACUCGUAUGCAUUUUGACACUUGCUGUCGAGGAUGUCUUUCACCUUUUUCAUUACUUCACAGCCAUUUUGAGGUUACUGUGAUGAAACACGCUGCUCAUGGCUGUGCAGUACAGAAGCAAUGGAUCACUCACUAGGGUACAUUGUCUCUUUGUACUAGAACAGAACACUUCAGCAAUUAUUUGCAGCUAACAAUGACGAGCUUAAAGCAUAAUGUCAUCAUGCUUUGUGCGCUUUUCUAAGGGGGACUCGGUGAAUCAUGUCCCACCGCAAUGCCAUAGGAAAGCAUGCAUGUAUACAAAGUAUGGUGUCAUUAUGGAACAAGUCUAUUGCAAAAUAUCUACCGUAGUCAUGAGUUAAAAGCGCUGUUAAAUGAACAGGAGACGGUGUCAUUAAUGAAAGUACUGCUGCAGUGGCUACCAUUGAAAUAUGGUGGACUGCUACACAGUGAUUUGGGAUUUAUGUGUCCUGAACACAGGUAAUAACCAUCCUUAUCUUCAGGCAAACUUGAAUUCUCAGUUCUAAUUGGUCAAUCCAUAGAAACAGUGUGAUAUAUAACUGUAUUGCACCUUUCAUAUCAAACCCUGCGUAAUGCGCUGUUCUAACUAAACGCAUUGCCCUAUUUUUACACUAAAAGCAAACGCACAUCUGCAUGACUGUAAAUUCAAAAGCGACGUGUUUGCCUGUGCUGAUUGUCACGUGUUUAAAUGCACGUACAAUUCUGACAAUUUCCUUUCUUAGUGUAAGCCCUGUUUUUGUUGUUAUUGAAAUAAGUUAAAACACAAAUACAUGUCAUUCCAGUGCUCCCCAGAUAAAAUUGGAGCAUUGUGGUACAUCGGUGUUACUGUUUUUGCUGUGCGCUGUGUGAUGUCUUUUGUCUUCUUUUUUUAAGUAAAGUGCGCAUAAGCCCCUUUACUUUCUUCACUGCAUGUCAAGUUUACUUGAAGAUAAACUUACUUGACUUGAAGACUGUGCUCAUGCCUCAGUGUCCAGUAUACCAAGUGGCAUACUGGACACAGAUGCACUACACUUCUCUGUGUUCCACUUGUGUUCGUGGGAUAACUAAUAAAGUACAUCCAUUCCAAGAAGUGUGUUAAAACAUGCUGAUUAUAUUGUAGAAUAUACAUGUAAACGUAUAUUGUUGGAGCAGGCUUAACAAGUAGAGCAUUAUUUAUAUAUUAAAGGGGACUUUUCCCACAGCUAUUUGAAAGUGCCUGAAUCGGCCGACACUUCUGACACAACUUUGCUAACUCGCCAAUUUUUAAUGGUCAAAUGAAGGAGAGAAGUGACUCCGUCCACAACCAAGUUGUGCUGUCCACACCCAUGGGCCAAGUAAUUACUGGGUUUUGAACUCGCUAGUUGUAAGAAUCUGCAUGUGGGCCACAUGGGCCAAAACUGAAGGGUGAACAGUGUGGUAUCAUCUCUGAGAAAUGUCCAUUAAGUUAUACACAUUCACCAGAGUAAAUUGCAGUCCCAUAAAUCUAGAUAUCUGUGUAUCAAAACUAAAUUUAUUUGUACUGACAAUUUCUGCUUUUGUUCAUUGUUACAGCAAUUUGGCAUGCAAGGGCUCUAGCAACACAGCUUAUACAAGAUUAAAAACCCAUUAAUUCUAACAGAACAAAACAAUCAGAGAGGAGUCUGUGAAGCCUUACUGCCCAGCAUUUCCAGAGUAAAUUCCAAAAUCAAUUCAAAGGUUUUGUGGUGUUCUGAAGUACCACAAUUAUAUUUUUGGUCUCUGUACCUUAUGCAAACCCUCGACAUCUGUCAUUGUAUUUUUGAACCUGUAAAUACAAAAACAUGAAGUGUAAAAUAUUGCAGCAGUCUUUUAACUGAAUGCUGUUGUUGUAAGAACAUGUAAGCCCAUAUGUGUCUAUUCAGAUUUAUCAUGCUGACAAACUGAUGAGUGCAGUGCAGCAAAAGGGUGCAAUUCCUGCAUUAUUAACCUUGUAUGAAUAUAAGAUCUAAAGUGCCCAUGUGUAACACCAGCACUGGUAUGGCGUGUAUCAACUUGGUUGUGUACAUUUUGCAAUAAAGAACUUCAAAAGCAAGACUUGGCUGGGAAUUUUAUUCCUUCAUUUCUACCGUUAUGCCCCCUCCCUUUCAAAUUGGGGAUUGAAAUGCCCCCCUCCCUGUAUGGGCCUUCUAGAAAAUGCAACAUCUUUUUGCCAUUAAUGUUGCCUCUCUGUUGCCAGUCAUACGCUCUUUUCUCAAAUGCGUAAAGGCAGCAUUAAGCAUCAAAUUUGAAAAAAAAAAUUAUGUAUUCAAAUGCCUGAAAUAAAGGCAGUGUUAAGCAACACGUGAAACUCCACAUAAAGAAAUCAUACAAGUUAGGUAUCACUCAUAAACUUGUUUUUGUUGUCAGCUCAACUAAGUAACUUUGAACUCCAAGGCAGUCCUAAUUUCAAAAGACAUUACAGUUAGUCUUAAACAAGUGUCAACCGUAGGUAAAGGUGUGAGAUUAACACACUACAAGUUUCGACAGAAGAACUUUUGCCAGUAUAAAUAUUAUGUGAAACUAUGAACUAUACCAAAUUGCCGACCAAGCUCCUGUAUUAUCUUCAAAAUGAGUGACAACUGUUACCAGACGUGUGCAGAAGUGCCAGUGAUAACAUGAACAAGACAAGAGAAAACAAGUGCAAAGAAAAAUAGAUCAAAGUUCAAAGUCAAUGACCAGGCAGAUGCCUUGAGGUUGAAUGCAGAUAUCUCCUUGUAAAAGUCCAAGGAAAAAAGGGAAACUGCAGUCAACUCUUGUUUCUACUGCAAGGUUGCUGAGACCAGCAAAAUGACCUUGCUAUUACCAACCUGUUACAAAUGAACUGGAAAAAAGAGAGACAGACAACAUAGAAAUCAAAAGAAUUCAAGGGACUGAGGAAGUUUCAGGAUUUGUUUAAAAUAGUACAUGCGUUUAUUACAAGCAUGCUCUUGAAGUUGACUGCAUUUUCUGUUGGAUCCCUUUUGCAAAAUCCAUUUUGAAAAUAAGUCUCAAAACCUUUGAAAAUAGACAAAACGAAAAGGCAUCGUGACAAACAAGACCUACAGCCUCAUCUCAACCAACAUCCUAAAAAAACAAACAAAAGCAAACAGAUGAAACAGGAGGGUGAAUUCUCAACCUCCUGUUUCAAGUCAAAAGCAAAACCUUUACUUCCCUGUGUGCCCACUAGUUUCUAACCUUUAGCUAGUCAUGCUGUGGUUGUCGACUUCAAUUUCUCAGCAGAUCUUAGCCUUCCUCUCUCUCCUAGUCUUCUGCUUCUGCCAUGGCUUGCGGCCUUGUCGCCCAUGUCCUCAUGAAAACGACACAGACAGUGCUAGCUUAAAGUUUCCAAGAGGGAGCAAGGAAACAGCAAAGAUAGUCACAUUCACCCAGCAAAAAAAUGUCAUAAGGUUAGAGAAUAAAUUACAGUAAACAGAAGAUGCUAAUAGCUAGGACUACACUAAGUGGAAGUCUGCAAAUCAGCUCCUAGUAUUUAACUUAAUCAUAAGCAAGGCUUUCGCUUAUUUACAGUUGGCUAAAAAGUUUGGAGGGGAAAAAGCUUUUCUGUUAGAUGCGCUACAAAAAUACAAUAGUUUGGUAAAAGUUAAUAUUGAUUACCUUUAAGGGAACAUCUGCAGGCUAAGGCCUACUCCUGUCAAUUAAUUCAUCUCACUGUUAAUAAUUUAAGACAUUAGUUAACCAUGCAUAUCUUACAUAAAAUCUAACAGUAAUCAGAUCUUACAACAGCCUCACACACCCUGCAAAUCUGAGGCCAAGUUUGAGUGAGAACCAUCUGUCAACCAGUGGUGGAUUUUGCAUGGUGUCCACUGCACAUGUUGUGCACAGGUUACCAGAGAGAUUUGACCAGUAGCAACCAAAUAGUCAUCACUCAACUUGUCCUCAAUCAACCUUAGUAAACAAAACGGCUACCUGGACCGAACCAUUACAAACCGAUUCGGGAACAUACUUAUUUAAGUACAUAAAACCUCUUGAUUGUCGAAUUCUCCAGCAAAGGCUAAAUCAUUCAAACUUCAAGUGUCUCUCUGUUGAGGCUUAAUUUUAAUUUUUAAAAAACAUAGUCUACGAUCAUUACAGCACCAUGCUUACUUUAGAAAAAAAUACAUUAGUUUAGGGGGUUCGUUCAAAGUUUUCAACAUUUUCAUAGUAGUACACAGAGUACCAUUUGAAGGCCCCCCCUCUCUCCCCCAAUUAGUACUUAAUUAUCAACAUUUUUCUAUCAGUAUCCUGAAAUAUCGACAAACUCCCAUAGGCACUAGAUUGUUGGAAAGUGCCCAUUAUUAAGCACACAGAUAAACAUUUUUGAAAACCUUCAUGUUUUAAAAAGAAACAGAAUCAAUAUGAAAAACAUUUAGAUACAUUAUUGAUAUAUAAACAUUCUUCUAAUCACUGAAGAUCACGUCCCCGGUACUACAACAAAAUUAUGUGGGUAAAAAUGGAUACCACAUUGGGACCAAUGUGCCACGAUGAGCUCACAGCUCAAAAUCACAGGCCAGGCAUGUACAUUUGCACACGCGUGCAGUACAUCAUAUCAACAUGGUGUGUACCGAGCUGCACCAGGCAUCAUGGCGGGUAGGCCUAAAGUACAUGGAAAGUACAUGUACAUGCACGAUGCAUGCAAACCUUGCAUACUUAGGAACAAGCUUUCAGCGCACAACUGGCGAUUACAUGUAAUGCUUGCUUUUCCUUGACUUUUCAUGCUUUACAUAUAAAUGAGAAUACUA
This is a messenger RNA of Acanthaster planci (crown-of-thorns starfish), 8453 nucleotides long. Its product is annotated as vesicle-associated membrane protein 7-like. The record is from RefSeq and is a predicted model, not a curated record. Gene Ontology annotation, biological process: vesicle fusion; exocytosis. Gene Ontology annotation, molecular function: SNARE binding; SNAP receptor activity. Lineage: Eukaryota; Metazoa; Echinodermata; Asteroidea; Valvatida; Acanthasteridae. Gene Ontology annotation, cellular component: SNARE complex; membrane.